Mesorhabditis belari is the source of this 903-nucleotide messenger RNA. NCBI's taxonomy places the organism in Eukaryota, Metazoa, Nematoda, Chromadorea, Rhabditida, Rhabditidae. The record is from the annotation of a GenBank genome assembly.
AUGUACAUCACCUUUCUUGUCUUCGCCACUUUCUCAACGGUUUCAUCGAUCAAUGAAUGCGUCCGGCCAUGGCAACAGCCGAUGCUAACGAGAGCUCUGAUCGGACAACCCCCUCGGGCACAUAUCUGUCAUCCAGAAGGGACAAAAUGCCCAAAGGGCAGAAAUGAGCAAUGUCAAUUCUCUUUCCGUAAUUUCCGCUACGUUUGCUGCGAGGAUCGACCAAACGAGGAUCCACCAGAGUGUCCUCGCUAUCACGACACUCUUCUAACAUUGUGCGAUGGUCGAGAGAAUGGCUGUCCAAAAGGCUUUCGUUGUCUCGGCUCUCGGCACGAUGAGUCAAUCCAUUUAUGUUGUCGUCCAAAUCUUGACCUCAAAUAUCCCGAGCCAGAGACAACGUUCAAAGACAAGAAACUCGUGCCAAAGUAUUUGCCGAUCGCUCCAAAGAAUGUGGCUCAGAUUCAUUUCGGUAAUCACACGAUUCUCACGGGCGAGCUUUUCUCGGUGGACGAGCUCGAGCGGUUGGUGAUGGAGCCGACAAUCGAGUUGCCCCAAUGGAACAAUCAAGCACUUUACACGAUUAUUCUAUUUGACAUUUCAUCACCGAAUCCCGUUUAUGUGCGCUGGUUGGCGUUGAAUGUGCCGAUGAAUGAAGGGCUGUUGGCGGUGAAUUCAAAAGCGAGAAUUGUCGAGGUGUACGACGCACCACAUCGAGAGGAUAAACCAACUGGCAUGCACGUUCUAAUCCUCGCCGUUUUCGAGCAGAAAGACGUCUGGAAUGGGAAAAGUAUCGGGAAAUUCGAUCCGAUUGGGGUGAAUGUGGGUGAUUGGAUUCGAAAAAACGAAGAGAUAAUCCCCUUGCAACCGAUUGCCGGCAAUUUCUAUGCGUACAUGACGAUCACUGAU